Messenger RNA from Symphalangus syndactylus (siamang), 3272 nucleotides. RefSeq names its product G protein-coupled receptor 27 (gene GPR27). Gene Ontology annotation, cellular component: plasma membrane. Gene Ontology annotation, biological process: G protein-coupled receptor signaling pathway. NCBI's taxonomy places the organism in Eukaryota, Metazoa, Chordata, Mammalia, Primates, Hylobatidae. The record is from RefSeq and is a predicted model, not a curated record. Gene Ontology annotation, molecular function: G protein-coupled receptor activity.
CAGCACACUGCCACCCACAUCAGUGCGCACCUGACUAUCAGCGGUUUUAGGAUUACGAUGACUAUUACUAUCGUAAAUUACUCCUAGUUUUCGGGCAGAAGGCUCAUUCCAGAUAUUCCUGUCCCCUCUGAGGCCUCCCGACCCUGCCAGCCCAGGCAACCUCCCCCGCGCACGGACACCGUGACCCCAGCGCGGGCGCCGCCGCCGGACCCCCGUUACCUGGGGCCAAACGCGACUUGUCGCCACCUUGCGUCCUGGGCCCUGCCUCCCUCCCGGCCGCCUCCCGACCCCGCGGCUGCUGUGGAGGCGCCCCCAGCCCAGCCGGGCCCAGGCGGUGCGGGAUGCCUCGGCGGGGCUGGCGGCGGCGGCCGCGCUGCGCGCUCCGGCGGAGGGGAGGGGGCUCCGCGGCGGCGGCGGCGGCGGCAGCGGCAGCAGCGGCGGCGGCGGCGGGCCCGGCGGGGGGCAGAGCCAAGAGGCGCGGCAGCGGCAGCGGAGGAGUAGGAGGAGACGGAGGCGGAUGCGGGGGGCUGCGGACGGCGGCGAGGCCCUGUCCGCAGUGAAGCCCGCGGCGCCUAGGGCGCAGGGAGUGGCCGCCUCCUCCUGCGCGCACCAUUCCUGAGAUGGCGGCGGCGGCGGCGGCGCAGCGGCGGCUCGGGGAGCCCAGGAGGGGCCGCCCGGGAGCGGGCUGAGCCCCGCAGGACGGGGAGCUCGCCCAGGGCCGGCGGGGCGGCGGAGUGCGGGCCGGGCGGCCUGCGGGAUCGGCAAGGCAGGGGACGGCCCCGGGGCGGAGCGCACGGCCUGGUGAGGCCGCGAUGGCGAACGCGAGCGAGCCGGGUGGCAGCGGCGGCGGCGAGGCGGCCGCCCUGGGCCUCAAGCUGGCCACGCUCAGCCUGCUGCUGUGCGUGAGCCUAGCGGGCAACGUGCUGUUCGCGCUGCUGAUCGUGCGGGAGCGCAGCCUGCAUCGCGCCCCGUACUACCUGCUGCUCGACCUGUGCCUGGCCGACGGGCUGCGCGCGCUCGCCUGCCUCCCGGCCGUCAUGCUGGCGGCGCGGCGUGCGGCGGCCGCGGCGGGGGCGCCGCCGGGCGCGCUGGGCUGCAAGCUGCUCGCCUUCCUGGCCGCGCUCUUCUGCUUCCACGCCGCCUUCCUGCUGCUGGGCGUGGGCGUCACCCGCUAUCUGGCCAUCGCGCACCACCGCUUCUAUGCCGAGCGCCUGGCCGGCUGGCCGUGCGCCGCCAUGCUGGUGUGCGCCGCCUGGGCGCUGGCGCUGGCCGCGGCCUUCCCGCCCGUGCUGGACGGCGGCGGCGACGACGAGGACGCGCCGUGCGCCCUAGAGCAGCGGCCCGACGGCGCCCCCGGCGCGCUGGGCUUCCUGCUGCUGCUGGCCGUGGUGGUGGGCGCCACGCACCUUGUCUACCUCCGCCUGCUCUUCUUCAUCCACGACCGCCGCAAGAUGCGGCCCGCGCGCCUGGUGCCCGCAGUCAGCCACGACUGGACCUUCCACGGCCCGGGCGCCACUGGCCAGGCGGCCGCCAACUGGACGGCGGGCUUCGGCCGCGGGCCCACGCCGCCCGCGCUUGUGGGCAUCCGGCCCGCGGGGCCGGGCCGCGGCGCGCGCCGCCUCCUCGUGCUGGAAGAAUUCAAGACGGAGAAGAGGCUGUGCAAGAUGUUCUACGCCGUCACGCUGCUCUUCCUGCUCCUCUGGGGGCCCUACGUCGUGGCCAGCUACCUGCGGGUCCUGGUGCGGCCCGGCGCCGUCCCCCAGGCCUACCUGACGGCCUCCGUGUGGCUGACCUUCGCGCAGGCCGGCAUCAACCCAGUUGUGUGCUUCCUCUUCAACAGGGAGCUGAGGGACUGCUUCAGGGCCCAGUUCCCCUGCUGCCAGAGCCCCCGGACCACCCAGGCGACCCAUCCCUGCGACCUGAAAGGCAUUGGUUUAUGAGGGAGGCCCCGCCACAUAGACCCCCAACCCAGCCUUUCCCUUUGGCUUGGACGGUGACGUCGUAUCUUUUCCUUCUGGCCCCUGUUUAAUUUUCUAAGCUGCCUUCAAAAUGACUCGAAGUGGACAGACACUUGGAUUGUACUGACUCCUCUGGGGGUGGGGUGGGGUGGGGUGGGUGAGGAGUAGGAUGCUCAGCCCACUCCAGCUCCGCACAUUCGUCCUUCUAACUCGACUUUCUUCCUGACAGUAGGCCCUGCAGUCUUUUUGUACCGGUACUGACGUCUUUUAUUCCAUGUGUGGUUCCUUUUUUUCUUUUUCUAUAAAGGCUAUACUAAUUUUCUUCAUGCAACGUUUCCUAAAGACCAUGGCCAGUUUUCUACAGAAGCUAUUUUUGACAACCUCAAGUGGCAUUACAUUUUGCAGUGAAGUAGAGGAACCUAGGGGGACUUCUUCACAAGUUAGAUUUCUUGAGGAUCUUCUGUUGGAAGCAGGAGAAAGUGGGUGGGUGGGGGGGAGUUGUCUGAAAUGCCCUCUGAAUUGCCGGCUGCAGGGUCCUUCUGCUGCGCCGGUUCUUUGAAAGUGUCAGUGUUGAUAUUGAACUUAAAGAGCAGAGAUGGAGGUCAGUAGCAAGGCAGUCAUUUUUUUUAAAGCAGUAAGUAACAAGUAAGAUUUGGUUCCCGGUUUACUUUCUGCUGCUAAAAACCGCGUCAGUGACAACUGCUCUCUGUAUUAUAGCAAUCUUGAAUGGAAACAUUUCUGUCAAGUUGUAAGUUUUAAAAGAGUAAAGUGUUUUGGUUAGUAAUGAUGUGGAGAAAAAUACAGUAUUGCAUGUGUUCGUGUGUACAGAUUGUGGUUCGAGGAUUGGGAGGGCUCUGAGAAGCAGAGUACUACAUCAAAAUUGUUUUAAGUAUUUUUUGCCAAUAAAAAAAUUAAUUUUAUGGAAAUGGCUUGUGCUUUGAGAAGCCCAGUUUUAUUCUGUCUUAUGAAACUAAUUUCCACUUUGAAAAUUGUUCUUCUGUUGUUCAUGGUAUAAAUGAAUGGAAUAUAAUGAUACCCUCCUUCUAGGAAACAAAGCAUUUCCUUAAAAUGUUUGCUAGGUUAAGCUGUGCUGUUCUACUGAUGGUUGUUUUAAAUUAAUAAUGAGAACUAUAAUUUAAAUAAUAUUUCUUUGUUAGACAUUAUAAUGUUAAACUGAAAGACUAAAUUCUGCAAGUACUAUAUAAUAUUUUUGGCUUAUAAUGCUACAUUUUUAUUAAUGUACCUUCCGUUUUGAGGAUUUAUAUCUGUAUUUCUCUUUGCAUUAUACAAAUAUACCAGUAUUUUCAUUCUGGA